Messenger RNA from Chelonia mydas (Green sea turtle), 497 nucleotides. It is a transcript of the gene RPL32, whose product is annotated as ribosomal protein L32. Gene Ontology annotation, molecular function: structural constituent of ribosome. Bases 42 to 449 code for a protein of 135 amino acids. Gene Ontology annotation, cellular component: cytosolic large ribosomal subunit; ribosome. The transcript has 4 exons. The record is from RefSeq and is a predicted model, not a curated record. Gene Ontology annotation, biological process: translation. NCBI's taxonomy places the organism in Eukaryota, Metazoa, Chordata, Testudines, Cheloniidae.
GGCGCUGCCUCUCAGGGUGGCCGCCAUUACCAACUGACACCAUGCCUGCCCUCCGACCCCUGGUGAAACCUAAGAUCGUCAAGAAGAGAACCAAGAAGUUCAUCCGCCAUCAAUCAGAUCGCUAUGUCAAGAUCAAGCGCAACUGGCGUAAACCAAGAGGUAUCGAUAACAGAGCUCGCAGGAGGUUCAAGGGCCAAAUCUUGAUGCCCAACAUUGGCUAUGGUAGCAAUAAAAAGACAAAACACAUGCUGCCCACCGGAUUCAGAAAGUUUUUGGUCCACAAUGUCAAAGAACUUGAGGUGCUGAUGAUGAGUAACAAGUCUUAUUGUGCAGAGAUUGCUCACAAUGUUUCCUCCAAGAACCGCAAGGUAAUUGUAGAGCGAGCAGCUCAGCUUGCUAUCAAGAUCACCAAUCCAAAUGCCAGACUGCGCAGUGAGGAAAAUGAAUAAAUGGGCUCCUCCUUUGUGUAACUGUAUUUAAUAAAAUACAAAAAUCCA